Astrephomene gubernaculifera is the source of this 1201-nucleotide messenger RNA. The record is from the annotation of a GenBank genome assembly. NCBI's taxonomy places the organism in Eukaryota, Viridiplantae, Chlorophyta, Chlorophyceae, Chlamydomonadales, Astrephomenaceae.
GUGAGGGAGUGGAGGCCGGCGGCAGCCCCACGGCCGCUGCUACGGGCGGCGGCGGCUAGGAGCAUGUCAGCCCCGGCGGCAGUGGCGGGCAACAAGCGGCGGAAGGGCGCACAGCGGGAGGAGAAGGGCGAGGGGGAGGACGAGGGGAUGGCGGCGGCAGCAGCGGCUGGUGGCCCCCGGCCCAACCGCGGUGAAGAGGAGUUUGAGCGGCAACUGCAGAUGGCCCUGCUCGCUACCGGCAGGGAGGCGGAGGCGGCAGCGGCAGCAGCAGCAGCGGGGUCAUCCAAGGCAGCGACUCUGAGUGUUCGUCCCGAGGUGGUUGUCAACUGCUGGGCGGAGGUGUACUGCGGCAGUGCGGAGAGGGGGCGCUGGGUGGCGGUGGAUGUGGUGAACGGCUACCUGGACCGGCCGGAGCUCAUAGACAGCGCCACCUUCCGACCCACCCCCGUCUGCUACGUGGUGGCGGCGGAGCGGGGGCGACUGCGGGACGUCACCCCGCGCUACUGCGCCAGCCUGCUAGCCGCCCGCCGCAACCGGGAUGAGGGCUGGUGGGGGCAGACGGUGCAGAGGCUGGAGGCGGGGCGGCAUGGGCGGCUGGCGGGGGUGCCGGAGAGGGAGAGGGAGGAGGGGGGUAAGGAGGUGGGAGGAGGAGGAGGAGGAGGAGCCAAUAAGGCAGGCGGAAGCGGCGCUGUUGCCGUCGCUAAUGGUGGAGGUGGGGCAGGAGUUGCAGCAACAGGGGGAGCAGGGCGGGCUGCCCCCGCAGCAGCAGCAGCUGGCAGCGGUGGUGCCCCGCCCCGUAUCAUAGAUGCCCGGCUGUCCCACCAGCGGGGGGAGGUGCAGCACCCAAUGGGGCCGCAUGCAGCAGCGGCAGCAGCAGCAGUCCGGGGGGUGACGGCGGCGGCAGCAGCACCUGCGGGGCCGGCAGCAGCAGCAGCAGCAGGCAGUGGCGGUGGCGGGGGCGAGCAGCUGCGCGCUGCUCGCGAGUCCGCCGAGCUGCGGCAGCGGGGUGCGGUGCAGCUGGCGGGGCUGCCCACCAGUGUGGAGGGCUUCAAGGGGCACCCGGCGUACGUGCUGAAGCGGCAUAUCGGCAAGUAUGAGGCCCUGCACCCCGGCACCGCCCCCCUGGGACUGCACCGCGGAGAGCCCUACUACCCGCGGCAGCAGCUCAGUGUGCUGCACACGGCGGAGCGCUGGAGGAGGG